Messenger RNA from Myotis daubentonii (Daubenton's bat), 680 nucleotides. RefSeq lists its product as uncharacterized. The record is from RefSeq and is a predicted model, not a curated record. Lineage: Eukaryota; Metazoa; Chordata; Mammalia; Chiroptera; Vespertilionidae.
UGCCGCCGCCGCCCCGCCGCGACCACUGCCUCCCCCUGCCCUGCAGCCGUCUCCACCGCCGCCGUCUGGGUCGCCGCCGCCUCGGGACCGGCUGUAUGAUUAGGCCACAAUCUUCAAUGAGUAAACAUAUUCCUCAGUUCUGUGGUGUUCUUGGUCACACAUUUAUGGAGUUUCUGAAGGGCAGUGGAGAUUAUUGCCAGGCACAGCACGACCUCUAUGCAGACAAGUGAACUGUAGAAAUUCAUUACUACUCCACCAAGAAGCCCCCAUAUGAGUGGUUAACCUGGACACAGAGGUGUUGAAUUGAAAACUGCAGAGCAUUUUACAAGAGUUCUGACCUGGAUGGGGUAAACCUCAGUGCACUUCCUUUCUAUUGCCUCAGUAUUACUGGAUUGAAGAAUUGCUGCUUCUUGUUAGGAGGUUCAUUUCAUUUCCCAUUACUCCCAACUUCACUCAAAGCACUGAGAAUUUCAAGUGGAGUAUAUUGAAGUAGACUCAGUUUCUUUGCAUCAUUUCUGUAUUCAAUUUUUAAAUUCUUUCAUAACUUUAUUGAGUGUUUUUUAACUAAAUUAUCAUGGCUCGAAUGAACCGCCCAGCUCCUGUGGAAGUCACAUACAAGAACAUGAGAUUUCUUAUUACACACAAUCCAACCAAUGCGACCUUAAACAAAUUCAUAGAGG